AUCGAUGACUUUUGUAUAUUGCGAUAUAUUGGUUCUUUUCCUCCGUGGUUUUCAAGUAAUAGGAUGGCUCCAACUGCCAAGACCAACAAGGGAGAUACCAAGGCGUCGGCUGCCAAGCCCGCCGAGAAGAAGGCUGCACCAGCCGCCGCCAAGGGCAAAGUGGAGAAGCCCAAGGCAACUGAGGCUGCUAAACCAGCGGCUGCUGCUGCUAAGAACGUGAAGAAGGCACCGGAAGUCGCUAAGGAUGUGAAGGCAGCCGCUGCAGGCAAGCCCGCUGCCGCUGCGAAAGCAGCUGCUUCCGGCACAAAGGCGGCACCAGCUGCUGCCGCCGCCAAGAAAUCGGCGCCAGCUCCAGCUGCGGCCAAGAAGGACACCAAGGCUGCUGCUGCUGCACCGGCGGCUGGUGCCAAGAAGGCUGCUCCCGCUGCCGUGAAGAAGGCAGCGCCAACUGCAGCUGCUGCUCCGCCAGCAAAGAAGGCAGCGCCUGCCGUUGCCAAGCUUGCUGCUGCAGCACCAGCUGCUGCCGCCGCCGCUGUUCCCGCCGCUGCUGCUGCUGCCAAGCCAGCUGUGGCCAAGCCUAAAGCGAAGACAGCAACGCCGGCGCCGAGCAAGGUUGUGAAGAAGAAUGCGUUGCGUGGCAAGGGACUGAAGAAGAAGAAGGUCUCGCUGCGCUUCACAAUCGACUGCACCAACAUUGCCGAGGACAACAUUAUGGAUGUGGCCGAUUUCGAGAAAUAUGUGAAGGCUCGCCUAAAGGUCAACGGAAAGGUGAACAAUCUGGGCAACAAUGUCACCUUCGAGCGCUCCAAGAUGAAGCUUAUCGUUAGCUCCGAUGUGCACUUCUCCAAGGCCUACCUCAAGUACUUGACCAAGAAGUACCUGAAGAAGAACAGUCUGCGCGACUGGAUCCGUGUGGUUGCCAACGAGAAGGACUCGUACGAGCUGCGCUACUUCAGAAUAAGCUCCAACGAUGAUGAAGACGACGAUGCGGAGUAAAGAUUCAAAACAGCAAUUUUUAUACAUGAUCUGUUUUUAAAUACAAACGCCACCACACAUGGUUUACAUGAAAUAAAGAAACAAAAUUCGAAAGUUGUCGAAACUCAAA
Messenger RNA from Drosophila grimshawi, 1105 nucleotides. It is a transcript of the gene RpL22, whose product is annotated as 60S ribosomal protein L22. Gene Ontology annotation, cellular component: ribosome. Gene Ontology annotation, molecular function: structural constituent of ribosome; RNA binding. Gene Ontology annotation, biological process: cytoplasmic translation. The coding region runs from base 64 to 996 and encodes 310 amino acids. Lineage: Eukaryota; Metazoa; Arthropoda; Insecta; Diptera; Drosophilidae. The transcript is spliced from 3 exons. The record is from RefSeq and is a predicted model, not a curated record.